AGUGUGGCAAUAAAAAGAGAGUGGAUAGAAGAUUUGAGGUAAAAGCCAGAAGAUUUGACCUAAGCGGGAAAGUAUCCCGCGGUUCAAUUUUCCCCAUUUUCAUGAAAAUUCAAAUCCCAUAAGCCAAUGCCAGACAAUUAGUUUCAAAUUUCAAUUCCAAACAAAACCCCUAUCUAUCUCAAAUUAGGGUUUAGGUUUUGCAAGCAUGAGAGGUUCGCGCAGAGGCAACGGCAAUGGCAAAGAUGCCGAGCAGAAAGAGGCGAGCGAGCAGAACCCCGCCACUCGCAGGAUCAUACGCUCCCAGUUCCUCAAACUCAAGACUCUCAUCAAUGACAAAAGAGACGAUUUGUUGAACACGGACAGCAGCAAAUUCGACACCAUCUUGGAUGAGUUCGACAAGUUACACGAUCAAGUUGAGAAGCCGAGAGAGCAGGUUGCAGAUGCGGAGGCGCUGUUGGAUCUCACGCGCACUCUGGUGGGAUCUGUUAGGUCUUUAGCGAACGAGGGUGUCACCCCUUCACAAUUUGUUUCCUCUUUGCUCAUACACUAUGGUCAAGCCCAAGACUCAAUCGACUGGCAGAAACUUGGCCUUGCUGUGUCCCCAAUUUUCCUUUCGGUUCAUGGCUCUUCUACCAUGCUUGGUCCCAUGGACAAUCAGUUAAAGCAGCGCAAAGUAGGAGUGCGCAGAACUCGUGAUUCCCGCCCAGCUACAAUUACUAGGCCCCAACAGCUUGAUGAGGCUGUGACAGAGGAAAAGACUGAUACGGACAAAAACAUGGCGACUAUGUUUGACAUCUUAAGGAGGGCAAAGCGUGUACGGCUUGAAAACCUAAUUAUGAACAAGACGUCUUUUGCUCAGACUGUGGAAAACUUGUUUGCCCUGUCAUUCCUAGUGAAAGAUGGUCGUGCUGAGAUUAGUCUGGAUGAAGAUCGUUCACACUAUGUUUCACCUAAAAACGCUCCAGCUGCCAACUUAGUAUCGUCAAAAGAAGUUUCUUACACUCAUUUUGUAUUCAGAUAUGAUUACAAAGAUUGGAAGAUGAUGAAAGAUUUAGUGCCCGAUGGAAAAGAGUUAAUGCCAAAUCGGAUUCAAUGUUGCACUGCAGUUGAUUCUCAGGAGAUGGGUGGUGACAAUUCCCAACCUGCUUUGGCUUUAACACCUAUCAGGAAGCUAUCACGGAACCGAGGAUUGGUUGUGCAGGAUGAAAGUGUUGUUGAAGAAUCUCCCGAAUGUGAUGAGGAAAAUGCUCCCAGAGAAGGGGCUCUACGUAGGUGUAAGCGUAGGCUUCAUUAGGAAAUAGCAUGUUAGGUACCAGAUCAACUUAUAGUUUACAUGACUAGUUAUAUUAGGCAUAUCAAACUGAGUUUUUUGUGAUGUAUAUAGGAUGUAAAUAUUUGUAGAUCCAUGGUCUGGUAGUAUGCCUUUUGUAAGGUUGAAUUUAUUAUGGCAGAAUGGAUGAUGUAGCUCCCUUUUCUGUC
This is a messenger RNA of Cajanus cajan (pigeon pea), 1479 nucleotides long. RefSeq names its product Nse4, component of Smc5/6 DNA repair complex. Gene Ontology annotation, cellular component: Smc5-Smc6 complex; nucleus. The record is from RefSeq and is a predicted model, not a curated record. NCBI's taxonomy places the organism in Eukaryota, Viridiplantae, Streptophyta, Magnoliopsida, Fabales, Fabaceae. Gene Ontology annotation, biological process: DNA repair.